UUUGCCUUUAAAUCCCAUAAUCCUAUCCACUUCACCAAGAAAUUCGAAAACCACCCAAAAAAAAGUAACAGAAAUCUUUAAUUUCUCUCAAGAAAUUUACAACUUGAUUUCAAGAAAAUGAUGUACGGACAUACAGCAACUGAAGCCGAUUAUGCAGUUCUUGAAUCGGUUCGCAGACACUUAUUAGGAGCCGAUUCGGUUACUGCUCCUAAUCCGGCGGCUACUAGUUGUACACCUUUUUACUGCCGGAGCUCAAGUUUUAACAACUUGUACCCUUGUUUAUCGGAGAAUUGGGGAGACUUGCCGCUUAAAUUCGAUGACUCCGACGAUAUGCUUCUCUACGGCGUCCUCCGUGACGCUGUCACCGUCGGUUGGGUUCCUUCUCUCAAAACAGAGCAAUCUGAGUUUGAGUUUGAGUUUCCCGAGUUUUCAGCACCUGUCAAGUUAGAACAGGAAGAAAAUUUCCAGGUAUUGCCGGUAAAUUUAGCUCCUACUGUAGUAACGCCGCCGUGUACUGAGGCUUCGGUGAAUGCUCCAGUGGCGGUUCUUCCAAAGGGGAAGCAUUACCGCGGAGUGAGGCAGCGGCCGUGGGGGAAAUUCGCCGCGGAAAUUCGUGAUCCGGCGAAAAAUGGAGCUAGAGUUUGGUUAGGGACUUAUGAGACAGCGGAGGAUGCGGCGUUGGCUUAUGAUAAAGCGGCGUACAGAAUGCGUGGGUCAAGAGCUUUGUUGAAUUUUCCGUUGAGAGUUAACAGCGGUGAGCCUGACCCUAUUAGAGUGACUUCAAAAAGGUCAUCGCCGGAGCCGUCGUCUUCAGCCUCGUCGGGAUCGGAAAAUGGGUCCCCAAAGAGGCGGAGAAAAGCUGUCAGCUUAGCGGCUAGUACAGUAAAGGCUCAAGCUGGUUUGGAAAUGGGGAAUGUGGUUAGAUGUGAACAAGUGGCUAGUGGUACACAUGGGGAACACUUAUUGGUUAGACAACAAUAUUAGAAUAUUCUUUUUAAAUGAACCCAAGAGAGUGAGUGCCAUAAAAUGUUUAUGAGCAUUCUCAUAAGUUUUGAUAUGUUUGGUUUUUGUGAAUAUAAAGAUUUGAUGUUUGUUUUGUUUAA
Molecule: messenger RNA, 1103 nt
Organism: Mercurialis annua (annual mercury)
Lineage: Eukaryota; Viridiplantae; Streptophyta; Magnoliopsida; Malpighiales; Euphorbiaceae
Product: ethylene-responsive transcription factor 2
Exons: 1
Coding region: 118-984 (288 amino acids)
Biological process (GO): regulation of DNA-templated transcription; ethylene-activated signaling pathway
Molecular function (GO): DNA-binding transcription factor activity; DNA binding
Source: RefSeq, a predicted model, not a curated record